This is a messenger RNA of Juglans regia (Persian walnut), 1164 nucleotides long. RefSeq lists its product as uncharacterized. Bases 128 to 961 code for a protein of 277 amino acids. Gene Ontology annotation, cellular component: Shu complex. The record is from RefSeq and is a predicted model, not a curated record. Gene Ontology annotation, biological process: double-strand break repair via homologous recombination. The transcript has 8 exons. Lineage: Eukaryota; Viridiplantae; Streptophyta; Magnoliopsida; Fagales; Juglandaceae. Gene Ontology annotation, molecular function: single-stranded DNA binding.
CAUGCUCGGUCGAGACCCGAGCAUUGAAUAUUUGGACAAAGAAAAGAUCAUCCAUGGACCAUAGCUAGCCAUGGCGUUAUUAUGUAUUUGAGCAUUUGCAGCUGUCGCUAUGCAAAAUUAGUCGAAAAUGGUAGAGAGAUUCUUCUCGGUGAGGCAAGUAGAGCUCCUCAACCACAGCCACUACGACCCAAUUAUGCUUCUCUCCGGCCCUCCUUCCUGCGGAAAGACCUCGUUGCUAUUCCAGUUCGCAUUCAACUCCGCGGUAGGUAGCAGCCAUGAAGUGGUGUUCAUAUGCAACCGGCGCAAGCUAGAAAGCAAACCUCCCUAUCUCUCUCAGGGAAUCGAUCCAUCCUCGGACACCUUUCAGCGUAUACAAAUGAAAUAUGUGGAAGAAGAUGAAGGAAUUAAAAAUUACUUUGCCGCAUUCCACCUGCAUGAGACAAUUCCUGCAGCAGUUGUUAUCGACGAUUUUGGAGACUUCUUCGAGGAAAGGAGCUGCCAGGAGAAAUAUAAUAAUCCUCGUGGAAGAGACUUGGCGAUGGUUCGGACUCUAGCUUUAUGUCACAAUGCAAUUGCUCAUGCAAAUAAGACGGGUCCUUGCAAGCUUCUCUUGUCCGACACACACCAUGGAGACUCUCCAAGGUUGCUCUUUAUCUAUAAAAGAUGGAUUCCAGCCAUUUUCACAAUUAAAGGUGAUGGCUUGGGAUCGUUUGUUCUGAAAAGCAACAGUAGUUCGGUAACUGGCAGCUCUGUGAGGAUGAGAACUGCAAAGUACUCCAUAGCUCUGCAGCAUCUGACAUUGGAGGGGAUCACUGAAGAGAGUGAACAUCGAACUAAUAUUGAUCAAUCAGGAGACCUGGACGUGUGUUCCUCUGAAGGUCAUGUAGCUGAAAUUCGCUCUGCCGAAUCGGUCGUAUGCCACCGCAGUUGUUUUGUUUGGAGGACAUUAGGAAGACUCUAGUCUUGGUAUGGAUCUACACGUGGUUUUGUGGGUGUCACGGGAAGCAAGGCGCCUUGCCGUCUAGAUUUUAUGUGUGAAUCUGUGAUAUUAGGAUCAACACACAGAGUUUGUGAAUUUUGGGUACUCUAGAAAUAUAUGGAUUUUGCCAUCUACUUGACGAGAUGAGGCAUAAGGCUUUUUGUAACAAUCUAAGGCUCAAAUCA